Messenger RNA from Miscanthus lutarioriparius, 522 nucleotides. NCBI's taxonomy places the organism in Eukaryota, Viridiplantae, Streptophyta, Magnoliopsida, Poales, Poaceae. The record is from the annotation of a GenBank genome assembly.
AUGGCUUCUCAUCCCUACCUCAAGAAAGUUCGUCGGUUGUUCUCUCGCAUGUUGUUUCCUAUUGGAGUUGAUCCAUUUCUUGCAGUAUUGAUAAUCGCCUUUUGGAUGUUUGCUGAAGAAGAUGGCUAUGUUGAUUACUUUGAAUGCAUAAAUGCAUUUAAUGGGUACAAUAUCUUGGUUAUGGUUGAUUCUGUGAGAAAGUUUGUUGUUGACCUUGUUCAUCUUGCAUCGAGUGACACAAAUAGCAGCUCUCCUAGUGCGAAAGAAGUUAUUGAAAGAAUUAAUUUCUACCUCAACAAUAUUUGCUCUGAGGCCUUGGGAGAUCUACUUGAAGAGUUUGAGAUCCAGGAUUUAAUCUAUGAAUAUGCUCAAGAUCAUGAUGAACAUCUGAGGGAAGAAAUUUGUGUUAGACUGGAACUCCUGCCUCAUCCAAAUAACAUUCCAAAAGAAGAGAGAACUCAUGCCUCAUCCAUUGAGGAAGAAACGGGUGAGGACUCAGGGAAGAAGCUCGAGCACCAGUAG